Molecule: messenger RNA, 1520 nt
Organism: Telopea speciosissima
Lineage: Eukaryota; Viridiplantae; Streptophyta; Magnoliopsida; Proteales; Proteaceae
Product: GATA transcription factor 21
Exons: 3
Coding region: 269-1144 (291 amino acids)
Biological process (GO): regulation of DNA-templated transcription
Molecular function (GO): zinc ion binding; sequence-specific DNA binding
Source: RefSeq, a predicted model, not a curated record
UCUCUUCAACAUAUUUGCUUGGGUCUCAUGAAGUCACGUGAACACCUUUCAGACCUCUCUUUCCCUUAAGACUCUUUUAAAAGAGUUUUACCUUCCUACUGAUUAUGCCCUUUGAGCCCCUUUUUUGUUUUUACUUCAAUCCCUCCUUCCCUCAUCUCAUAUCUUGUCCUUCUUUGCUGGACUACAAGAAUAGAACUGUUCUUUGCUCUCCCUCUCUCUCUCUCUCUCUCUCUAUCUAUCUAUCUAUCUCUAGUUGAUCUCUUCCUCCAUGAAUCCAGGUGUUUAUCUGAUUAAUCCACCACCCUCUCCAUUUCCUCUUAUAGAGCCCAAUGAGGAUCAACACCUUCAAUUCUUUAGUCCAUCAUCUGAAGGUUCUUCUUCUUCUCUCUCAAAUUCUAUUUUCUUAAACCCAACUCAAGAGCAAGGAGGAAGUUAUGAUAAAGAAGAACACCAACAACAAGAAGAGGUCAAAAAGUAUGUUUUACAAGGUGGAUCAAGUGAUCAUCAUCAUGUGUUCCUUCAAUCUACUUCACUUCCCACUGUGGAGAAUGGCCUUAACAACAACAGCUUAGAAGGAGAUGAUAGAGAUCAUGAGAAUCAAAAUAAUGGUGGACCAGUUAAAUGGAUGUCUUCAAAGAUGAGAUUGAUGAGGAAGAUGAUGAAUUCAUAUCAAACAGGUGAAGAUAAACAAGUGAGUAAUGGACAGAAGUUUCAAGAUCAUCAGCAACCAUUAGACACAGUUAGGGUUUGCAGUGACUGUAACACUACUAAGACCCCUCUUUGGAGGAGUGGCCCAAGAGGUCCCAAGUCGCUUUGCAACGCCUGUGGAAUUCGACAACGGAAGGCAAGACGUGCCAUGGCGGCGGCAGCAGCAAGCGGCGGAGUUCUUGUGAAUGGAACAUCAACUAUGAGGCCAAAGGUGCAUCACAAGGAGAAGAGAUCAGAAUCAGAUAAAGGGUAUGUCCAGCAAUACAAGAAACAGUGCAAACUCACAGACACUCAUAGCAGAAAGAAGAAGCUUUGUUUUGAAGACUUCACUAUCAAUUUGAGUAAAAAUUCAGCUUUUCAUCAAGUGUUCCCACAAGAUGAGAAGGAAGCUGCAAUCCUGCUAAUGGCUUUAUCUUGUGGUCUUGUUCAUAGUUGAAUGCUUGAAUCUCUUCAUCCACCUUCUCUAUUUCUUGGGUUUUAAUUAGGUGUUUGUUUGUCUUGCUUUAAUUCCCUAUUAAUUAUUAUGAUAGGAAAAUUGUGUGUGUCACUGUGGUAGAGAGAGAGAUUAAUGGAGUAAGAUAGAACAUUAUUAAGAUCAGGAGAGGUACCCAAAUUAAACCAAUAAAAACAGGAUUUUUUUUUUCUUCUUCCUUUGUUUGAGUGAUCUCUUGAGUUUAUGGGGCAGGAUUUUUUUUUCUUCUUCUUCCUUUGUUUGAGUGAUCUUUUGAGUUUGUGGUAGAUUUGAGUUGUCUCCUGUUCAUGAAUAGUCAAUUUCCAUAGAGAAUGUAAUAAAUUAUCUAGAUUUGUCAGCC